This is a messenger RNA of Mucor velutinosus, 426 nucleotides long. RefSeq lists its product as uncharacterized. The coding region runs from base 1 to 426 and encodes 141 amino acids. NCBI's taxonomy places the organism in Eukaryota, Fungi, Mucoromycota, Mucoromycetes, Mucorales, Mucoraceae. The record is from RefSeq and is a predicted model, not a curated record. The transcript is spliced from 2 exons.
AUGUUAUUACGCUCUGGCUACGAAUACAGUUUCUCUGCUCCUACCUCUACCACUAGCAUCCGCAGCAGUAGAAAGAGAAAGUCGGCAGAUGAUGAGUUGGAUGAGCGACCUUUGAAGAGACAGGAUACUACUCUUGUCCUUCAAGGGGAGCCAUCUAUCUCCUCUCAUCUUACUCCUCCAGUUGCACUUCCCUCCUCUUCCAAUCCGCCUCUACCUUCUUCUUCUUUAUCCGAAUUACCUUCAGUGGGGGAUGGAAGCAACUCUUUCAAUGAUACAGUUCCUGUGGAGGAAGAGUCUGCUGGCAACGAGAGGGGUUCUCGGCGGGUACGUUUCCACAAAGACGUGGUUACGUACCUGUUUGAGGCUGAUGAUGAGCCUUGUAGAGCGGCAGACCACAAGUAUGUUGAUUACCUUGAUUACAUCUAA